CAUUGUCAUUAUCAUUAUAGUUAUGGGGGUUGAGGUAUUAAUUAGGGGGUGAAAGGAGUAAAAGCUGAAUUAUAAACUUGACCCAGAUGUAGGCCCGUAUAAAGGAAGAUAUUGGCUUAUUAUCUUUGUUCCCGCCAUCAAAGACCACGCGAAAUUCGUUUCGUUACUGGUAAGCUCUCCGUUCAUCGCCGUGGGAAAGGUUUAAAUCAACGACUGCAGCGAAGUACUGUUUUCUGUAAAGCAUCAUGUCAAAUAUUACAGUAUGCGCACGCUUUAGGCCUUUGAACUCAAAAGAGAAGCAAAAUGACAGUAACUCUGUUUGCAUUCGAUCUAGAGAUACCGAAACUUUCAUUUUCAAGGACGAAAAGGAUGAAGAAUCCGUGUUUAGCUUUGAUAGAGUGUUCUACGAACAGUCUGAGCAAGCUGAUGUCUAUCAGUUCCUAGCUCUUCCCAUGGUUAGAGAUGUUGUUGAUGGAUACAAUGGGACAAUUAUCACUUACGGCCAGACUGGAGCUGGGAAGACAUAUAGUAUGGAGGGACCUGGUAUACUUGAAUGUGGUGAACAGAAGAAGGGACUUCUUUCAAGAGUUGUAGAGGGACUUUUUGAUUCCUUAAAUUCUUCUGAUGAAAAGAAAACAUAUUCGAUUAAGUUGUCAAUGGUUGAAAUCUACAUGGAAAAAGUGAGGGACCUAUUUGAUUUAUCAAAAGUUAAUAUACAAAUUAAGGAGAGUAAAUCGCGAGGAAUAUUAUUGCCCGGUGUUACAGAGAUUACUGUGCUGGACCCUGUUGAAGCAUUGCAAAACCUGUCUAAGGGGAUAGCUAACCGGACAGUUGGUGAGACCCAAAUGAACAUGGCCAGCAGCAGAAGUCACUGCAUUUAUAUAUUCACAAUUCAGCAAGAAUUUUCCAGAGAUAAAAGGUCGAGUUUCGGAAAACUAAUUCUAGUGGACUUGGCUGGGUCAGAGAAAGUGGAGAAAACAGGAGCAGAGGGAAGAGUUCUAGACGAAGCCAAAACCAUAAACAAAUCCUUGUCUUCUCUGGGAAAUGUAAUAAAUUCUCUUACAUGUGGUCUGCAAGGAAAAACAAGCCAUAUCCCGUAUCGUGAUUCCAAGCUCCCUCGAAUUCUUCAGGAUGCUCUUGGAGGAAAUGCUAGAACUGCAUUGCUUUGUUGUUGCUCACCCAGCGCUUUUAAUGCAUCCGAGAGUCUGUCCACUCUUCGUUUCGGUGCAAGGGCGAAACAUAUAAAGGCGUCGCCUCGCAUGAAUUACAGUGAAGAAAAAAGUGAUACAAGUUCUAGUGCUGCUUCUCCGUCUGAUGACGAGUCAAGCGCCAGAGUUUUGAACAAGUUGAGGGAGAAAUUUAAUGUUGAAGAUGUGAAGUUCCUAGAGGAAUUGUUCAUACAAGAGGGCAUUCUCUUUGACCUUUCAUCUGUUGAAGAGGAGUCAGACAUAGAUGACCUCACUUUACAGAUGAUAUCCUUGCUGCAAGCAGCCAUGGAAAAGCUUACAGCUACUGUUGACGAGCUUAAAAGGGAGAAUGGCAUUCUCAGGGCCAAAGUUGAUGCCUCCACGGAUUCUCUAUUCUACAAGGGAGCAGAGAAUAGUUCCAUUUUUCAGAAUAUGAUUUCAGGUAUCCUGACUUUCUUUCUUCGUUGGUCGGGUUACACUUCUUCAAGACGCUGGCAGUGACUACUCAUUCUUAUAUGAUGCCUUGCCUCAGCGGGGCCUUUAAAUACUGUCAAAAUAAUGCAUAGAAAUAAUAAAGAUGCCUCAUGCUGAUUCACUUACUGUUGGACAUUUUGGGGGCUGGCUAAUAGCAUAAUAUAUGAUGAGAUGGCCAAUUCAUGGAUUGUAUCACAAUCGAUAGCAUUGUUAGUGAGCCUAUGUUUAACCCGAAAAUUGUUUUAUAUGAAUAAUAAUUUGCCAU
This is a messenger RNA of Vigna umbellata (rice bean), 1926 nucleotides long. NCBI's taxonomy places the organism in Eukaryota, Viridiplantae, Streptophyta, Magnoliopsida, Fabales, Fabaceae. The record is from RefSeq and is a predicted model, not a curated record.